CGCCGAAGAAGUACCUCGUCAGGGUUCUGGGCUCUACCCCGUAUACAUCCAAAGCGGUGGAACGACCUCUUCGCCCGAGUAGUUUAGAUUCUAAAGGAGUCUUUAUCCUCUUCUCGAGCUCGCCAAUGGUUUGGUGCGGAGGUAGAAGUACCGGAGAUACGAGGGAAGCGUCCAGGCGUCUUGCUCCAAGCACUGCGCCCUUAAUGCUCGAAGGAAAGGAAGACGAAGAGUUUUGGACGCAACUUGGAGGACAUGGCACAUACGGCACCGAGGCAGAGGACACCGGGGAGGACUCGCGGAAACAUCUUUACCAGUGCCUCGUAGAAGACGGAGUAUUUCUCGGAGAAGAGGUUCUGGGGUUCACUCAGGGAUCCCUUCUUCCAGAAGCAGCUUGGCUGUUGGAUACCAUCACCACCGUUUGGGUUUGGCGAGGAAAACACUCUGCCUUGAGAACACUGAAGGAAUGUGUAGAAGCUGCGACUACGUUCCUCUACACCCAUCCUGCAGGACGUGACAGGAACACCUCCAUCUCUGUAAUCGAGCAAGGUUUGGAGCCACCAACGUUCAUUGGACUCUUCGAUAACUGGAGUCACAAUCUCUUGAGGGACUACCGAUCGUUUGAAACACUGCGAGCUUCCUUGCAGGAUCAAGAGCCGGUAAUCAGGGAGACCAUCACCGGAAAAGGGAUGUCCGAGUUUGACUCCACCGUGAAGUAUCCCCUGAGGAUGCUGAAGAACGAGCCGGAGAACCUCCCAGGUGGCGUGAACGUUACCAGGAAGGAGAUGCACCUGACGUUCGACGACUUCGUCUCCGUCUUCAAGAUGAACCCGGUCGAGUUCGAAGAGUUGCCUGCUUGGAGAAGACAGAGAUUAAAGCAAAUGGCGGGAUUAUUUUGAGAGCCUCCAUUUGCAUUUUAUUGCCUCUUUAAACGCCUGUAAGAUCUUAACUUAUAUUUAAUAUUUAGCGAGGUAUCUCCCGAUCAUUUGCAUGGAUAUGUAAAAAAGAUACGUAAGAAUUCCUUCGUAGCUCACGAUCCGAAUACCCUAACAAGAAAUUAAGUCUCGCAACGAUGUCACUUUGAACGAAACACCAAAAAUAAAAAUAGUAAGGAUAAAGUAUCGAGGCAGUCGUCGGUAUUAACCGUUUCGUUACCUUGGACGAGAUAUCUCGCGAGUCAAUACUGGCCGAUUAACGCUUUUGACGAGAUAUCUCGC
Orussus abietinus is the source of this 1214-nucleotide messenger RNA. Its product is annotated as villin-1. Lineage: Eukaryota; Metazoa; Arthropoda; Insecta; Hymenoptera; Orussidae. Gene Ontology annotation, biological process: cytoskeleton organization; actin polymerization or depolymerization; actin filament severing. The record is from RefSeq and is a predicted model, not a curated record. Gene Ontology annotation, cellular component: actin cytoskeleton; cytoplasm. Gene Ontology annotation, molecular function: phosphatidylinositol-4,5-bisphosphate binding; actin filament binding.